Molecule: messenger RNA, 980 nt
Organism: Manihot esculenta (cassava)
Lineage: Eukaryota; Viridiplantae; Streptophyta; Magnoliopsida; Malpighiales; Euphorbiaceae
Exons: 4
Coding region: 159-560 (133 amino acids)
Source: RefSeq, a predicted model, not a curated record
CUUUCCACUGUUCAGUGUUCACAGUCCAAAACCCAACCCUUACAGAAUCUAUCGACCACUCUCACUUUCUUUACUCUUCUUUCUUAUUCUUCUUCUUCUUAAAGAAACCCAGUUCUCUCUCCCUCUUUCUUCCACUUUCCUUCCAUUUUCCCUUCACAAUGCCAAUCAACAGGGACCCAUCUACUCCCCCUCCUGUGAUCGGGAAAAUCGGGCCCUACACUGUCUUCAUGACCCCUCCUUCCACCCCUAAACCGGUGGAGCCUGUUUUUGAUUCACCUAAAAAGGUUGUUUCUCCGCCUCCCGUCAAGCCUCCGCCUCAGCAAAUCGAUAAGUCCGUUUCUGCACAGCCUUUGUCUGGGGGGUCUGUUUCCGGGUUCUUCAGAAAUGCGGUCAACAAAGUGCAAAACGCGCAUUCAAGCUUAGAUGAGCAUUUGGCACGUUGGUUUGGCUUAAACCAAUCCAAGUAUCAGUGGGCAUUGGAUGAUUACUAUGAGAGCAAGGAAUUGGGAAAAGAUGAUGCAAAACCCAAAGAAAUAUCAAGCAAAGUACAGAGUGUGUAGCAUAUGAUUGGUCUGUUCUUUAAAUUGUGGAAAAAAUGUCGAAUCACCCUUUUAUACCAUAUCUGCUACCUAAUAUAUAGAAUAUCAAAAGUGCCUCUUCUGUGUUGUUGAAGGAAGCUGUCGUCUGGGUUCCUGGAGAUCGAGCUUCCAAUUUGCUACUCAUUGCAGCUGUUAACCAAGUUCGAUUGUGUAUCAGGCUGUAAGUUAUGUAAUCUCUUUACAAGUCAUUUUUUUUAAAAAAUUUUUUGUGCAAGCUUUUUUAUUCAUGGAUUCCAUGAGUUGCAAUCUAAUCAGAGUACACUCCAAGUAGUGGAGAUGUUUUUACUAUUUUAUCUGUACUUGUAUCUGACUAGAGCAUUUAGCAGCAACUAUUAUGUUGUGGCCAAGCUUUUCAUUCAAGGGUUAGAUUUUAUUUACUAA